Cajanus cajan (pigeon pea) is the source of this 2237-nucleotide messenger RNA. Its product is annotated as putative inactive purple acid phosphatase 1. NCBI's taxonomy places the organism in Eukaryota, Viridiplantae, Streptophyta, Magnoliopsida, Fabales, Fabaceae. The record is from RefSeq and is a predicted model, not a curated record. Gene Ontology annotation, molecular function: metal ion binding; acid phosphatase activity.
CUUCUCCGAAGGUGACAGCUGCUUCUUAUAGUUCCAUUUUGCAUGCAUCCAUCUUCAUUUGAUUCAACUUAAAUUCCAUGCCAAGUUGAUUUUCACUUUUUCUUCAUUUGGGAACUGGUGAUGGUGAGUGGGAUGGGGAAGUCAAAAGUGCUAUUUUUCUCUUUCCUUGUUCUUGCAACCUUUCAGCAAGCAAUGUCAGAUGAGCACCAACCCCUCUCAAAAGUUGCAAUUCAUAAAACAACACUUGCUCUGGAUGAACGUGCUUAUGUCAAAGCCACUCCUAAAGUCCUUGGCUUGAGGGGACAAAAUACAGAAUGGGUCACAGUGCAAUAUAGUAAUCCAAAACCCACAAUAGAUGACUGGAUUGGAGUGUUUUCUCCUGCAUUUUUCAAUGCUUCUGCCUGCCCUGCAGAAAACACAUGGGUGACUCCCCCAUUGCUGUGUUCUGCGCCUAUCAAGUAUCAAUAUGCCAAUUUCUCUAGUCUUGGUUACAAGAACACAGGCACAGGCUCCUUGAAGCUUCAGUUGAUUAAUCAGAGAUCUGACUUCGCAUUUGCGCUUUUCACUGGUGGCUUGACAAAUCCAAAGCUUGUUGCAAUGUCAAAUAAAGUAUCAUUCAUCAAUCCAAAUGCACCAGUAUAUCCCCGUCUAGCACAAGGGAAAACAUGGGAUGAAAUGACUGUAACAUGGACAAGUGGAUAUGGAAUCAGUGAAGCCGAACCUUUUGUUGAAUGGGGCCCUAAAGGAGGGAACCUUGUGAAAUCUCCUGCUGGAACACUGACUUUUGAUCACAACACCAUGUGUGGUGCACCAGCGAGGACUGUUGGAUGGCGUGACCCAGGAUUCAUACACACUAGUUUUUUGAAGGAGUUGUGGCCCAACCGAGAAUACAUAUACAAGCUGGGGCAUAUAUUAUUUAAUGGUACAAUAAUUUGGAGUCAACAAUACCAGUUCAAAGCACCUCCUUUUCCUGGUCAAAAUUCCUUACAACGUGUAGUCAUAUUUGGUGAUAUGGGAAAGGCAGAAGCUGAUGGCUCCAAUGAAUAUAACAAUUUCCAGCCUGGAUCACUCAACACUACUAAACAGAUCAUUCAAGACUUAAAAGAUAUAGAUAUAGUCUUCCACAUUGGUGAUAUAUGCUAUGCUAAUGGAUACAUGUCACAGUGGGACCAGUUUACUGCACAAAUUGAGCCAAUUGCAUCAACUGUACCUUAUAUGACAGCAAGUGGCAAUCAUGAACGUGACUGGCCAGGGACUGGAUCAUUUUAUGGAAACUUGGAUUCUGGUGGAGAAUGUGGUGUACCGGCUCAAACCAUGUUUUAUGUUCCAGCUGAGAACCGGGAAAAAUUCUGGUACAAAGUUGACUACGGUAUGUUCAGAUUCUGCAUAGCUCACACAGAACUUGAUUGGAGAAAAGGAUCAGAACAGUAUACAUUCAUUGAAAAUUGCCUAGCAUCGGUCGACAGACAAAAACAGCCGUGGCUGAUAUUUCUUGCCCAUAGGGUACUUGGUUAUUCAUCUGCAGGGUUCUAUGUGGCAGAAGGCUCUUUUGAAGAACCAAUGGGAAGGGAGGACCUUCAAAUUCUCUGGCAAAAGUAUAAGGUUGAUAUAGGAAUAUAUGGACAUGUCCAUAACUAUGAAAGGACAUGCCCGGUGUAUCAGAAUAUUUGCACCAACAAAGAGAAGCACAAUUACAAGGGCUCCUUGAAUGGGACAAUACAUGUAGUGGCUGGGGGAGGAGGAGCAUCCCUUGCUGAUUUUGCGCAAGUAAACACUACAUGGAGUAUAUUUAAAGACCAUGACUAUGGAUUUGUCAAGCUUACAGCAUUUGAUCAUUCAAACUUAUUGUUUGAGUACAAGAAAAGCAGUGAUGGACAAGUUUAUGACUCUUUCAGAAUAUCCAGGGAGUACAGGGACAUCUUGGCUUGCACUGUUGAUAGUUGUCCACCCACAACACUAGCAUUUUGAUCUAAAAGCAUAUAAGUUGUUGAUUUUUUUUUUCUUAUAUGGUUGAAUAAAAUGCUCCAUAUGAUCUCAAAAUGAGGUAGGCCACUGAAUUGUUUGGUCUAAAGUGGCAGUUUGGAAUUAAUACUUUAGCAAUUGACCGUGGGCAAUAUUAGCUAGCAGAGAGGCCACUGAUUUUUGAGGUCAUGCAUACAUUUAGACCAACCACGAUUUUAUUGGAAAGCUUCACUGUUGCAAUGAAUUGAAAAUUAUAUACACUCCUUUCAUAUUGA